Messenger RNA from Nicotiana tabacum (common tobacco), 1031 nucleotides. Its product is annotated as protein NDR1-like. The record is from RefSeq and is a predicted model, not a curated record. Gene Ontology annotation, cellular component: plasma membrane; plasmodesma. Gene Ontology annotation, biological process: defense response to other organism. Lineage: Eukaryota; Viridiplantae; Streptophyta; Magnoliopsida; Solanales; Solanaceae.
CCUACAUCUUUAAAAAACCAUCUACUAAAUCCCAAAAAUACACACUUCUCAAAAAUAGUGUUCCCCUCAUCCUCCUCUCAUUGUCUCAUUUCCAAUCCCUUCUUCACCUAUUUCUUCCCAUUUUUUUGAUUCUUGAGAAACAACAAUAGCAGUUCUCCACCACCACCCAAUUGGCUGGAAAACCGUGCCACGUUCAACUAAAUUCAUUGAGUUUAAAUCUUGAAUUCGUGUUUUUUACUUUAAAACAUGUCGGACUCAUGUGUUUGGGGUUACGUGAAAUUAAUAGUGAGUUUAGGCAUUGUAGCUCUGGUUCUUUGGUUAAGUUUUCGUACCACGAAACCUAAAUGUUCCAUCAAUGAUUUUUACGUGCCAGGUCUUGACAAAUCAGUCAACAACAACAACAACAACGCGACAAGACGCAACAACAAUCUAUCCUUUCAACUCAAUCUGAAGAAUGAAAUGAAGGACAAAGCUGUUCGUUACGAUGAUAUUACACUUAAGUUUUACUAUGGUACAAAUACAAGUUACCCUAUUGGUAAUUUUACAGUUGAUGGAUUUAAACAGGGGAAAGAUAAAGAACUAUUUAAAAGUGGGAUGAUUGAAACUCAUAAUAUGCCAUGGGAUGCUGCACUUAAAGCUGUUACAAAUGGAUCUAAGGCGAUUUUUCGAGUUGAUGUGAGUAGCAGAAUAAGGUACAAGAUUACAUUUUGGUAUACUAAGAGACAUAAUUAUUUUGUGGAAAAUAAGGUUGAAGUUGAUGAUAAAGGUAGAUCUGGUGCUCAACAACUGAGUUAUAGUUUUGGGGGUUUUGGUCUUACAUUAUUUGUUUUGUCAUUUUUACUUUGAUUUUCCUGUUGUAAAAGGCUUGUUCUUGCUGAUUACAAUGGUUAUUGUUGACUUUUCUGUUUGCUUUCAACAAUUUUUUUUGAUUUUUUUGGCUAUUUGAAGGACUUGUUCCUAGAAAUUGGCAGUGAUUAAUGUUCAUAUUUUCCUUUCUUUCCACAGUUAUUAUUGGAUGAUUCUUUUUAUUC